Messenger RNA from Lacerta agilis (Sand lizard), 786 nucleotides. Its product is annotated as 5-formyltetrahydrofolate cyclo-ligase-like. The coding region runs from base 82 to 723 and encodes 213 amino acids. The record is from RefSeq and is a predicted model, not a curated record. Gene Ontology annotation, molecular function: 5-formyltetrahydrofolate cyclo-ligase activity. Lineage: Eukaryota; Metazoa; Chordata; Lepidosauria; Squamata; Lacertidae. The transcript has 3 exons. Gene Ontology annotation, cellular component: mitochondrion. Gene Ontology annotation, biological process: folic acid-containing compound biosynthetic process; tetrahydrofolate interconversion.
AGCUCCCUGCACUCCUUUUCCUGAACUGAGCUGGUGUCGUCGAGGCGCCUCCUCGGAGAGGCGGCGGCGGCUGCGCUGCCUAUGGAGAGCCGAGGGGAGGGCGCAGCCGCCGGCGACAUGGCCGCCCUGCACGCCGCCAAGGGAGCGUUGCGAGCGGAGCUGAAGCGCCGCCUGGGAGCCCUGAGCGACGCCGAGAAGCUGCGCCAGUCGCGCCUCGUACGCAGUAAGGUGCUGGCGCAUCCUAAAUACCAAGCAUCUCGGAGAAUUGCAGUCUUCCUAAGCAUGUCAGAUGAGGUCCAGACAGGAGAAAUCAUUAAGGACAUUUUCCAGCUUGGCAAAGAGUGCUUCAUUCCACAUUACAAGCCCCGGAGCAGCCACAUGGACAUGGUGAAGCUAGCUUCCUACGAAGAAAUUGCUUCGCUCCCCUUGACUUCCUGGAACAUCCAUCAGCCGGCUGAAAACGACAUCAGGGAAGAAGCCUUGUCAGCGGCAGAGGGUCUGGAUCUCAUCCUCGUGCCAGGACUUGGUUUUGACCAAACCGGCAACAGACUGGGAAGAGGAAAGGGGUACUAUGAUACAUACCUGGACAGGUGCAGACAGCAUCCCAAAGGAAAACCUUACACAAUCGCAUUGGCUUUUAAAGAACAAGUAUGUGAUGUCGUCCCUGCGUCUGAAAAUGAUGUGAAAGUUGAUGAAAUUCUGUUUGAAGACAAUGGACAGUGACCUUGAUCAACAACGGACCAGGAACCAGUUUUUAUGAAUUCCUAAACAGCUGUAGAGCUGGUC